ACCAAACAGGACGAGGAAAAGGCAAGAUGGCGUUUUGCGGAGAAAGACGUUGUUGUGUUUAUAACAGUUCUGUGUUCUUAAUCGGUGCGUACAUGUAGACAUAUAUGUUGUUGAACCGAGUAAACAUUUUUCAUCUUUGUUUGGGUGCGGAUACAUCAGUCUAAGAGCACUUUGCUGUUUCUCGGGCUAGCUCAGCUUGCUAGUUAGCUUAGCUUGUUAGCUGCUAACAAAGAGAGGCGGAAGUGAUCGAAACACAUCGCUAAGCAGAGAUCAAGUGUGAGUGUAAAGUGUUGUGAUUGUGUGAAAAUGUGCGAAAGAACGAUAGCAGAGUACAAAGAGGAACUUUCUCGAACAAAAGAGGAGAAGGAGCGACAACGUCAACUACUGGACGCUGUUUUCAAGAAACCUCAAGUUGUGUUACACAGAACAGACGUCCAGCAGCCCCGCCGCUUUAAAGAGGAAGAAGAGGAGCCACAGCCCCCACAUAAUAAAGAGGAAGUGUGGAUCACUCAGGAAGGAGAGUGUCUUAUAGGGCAGGAGGAGGCUGAUCUCACCAAGUUUCCACUGACUGUUGUCUCUGUAAAGACUGAAGACCAUGAAGACAAACCACCUGAGUCCUCACACCUUCAUCACAAUCCAAACAACUGUGAAGAACAUCAACAGGAGUGGAGCUUCGGGAUGGUGAAGGAGGAGCCAGAGCCCUCCCACAUUAAGGCGGAAGACGAGGGGCCACAGACCCUGCAAAUUAAAAAGGAAGAAGAGGAACUACUGACCCCCUGUUUUAAGGUGGAAGAGGAGUUCACAUUGAACCUCCAUUUUAAAGAGGAAGAGGAUGACCCACUGACACCCCACUUUAAAGAGGAAGAGGAGGAACACAGCAUCAGUCAGGAGGGAGAGCAUCUUGAAUGUUUGGAGGAGUUCCCAGUGAUUGGUGUGAUUGUGAAGAGUGAAGAUGAUGAGGUCAAAGGUGAAAGUGAGGAGAAGAGAGAGGCGGAGCCUCCAAGCAGCAGCUCAACUCAACACAUGACAACAGAAGCUGAUGGAGACCACUGUGGAGGAUCACAAGCAGACAAGAUCUUAGCUCCACUAUCAGAUAGUGACGACACAACGUCUCACUCUCCUGACACUGAUGAUGAAGACUCUAAAGAUGAUAAGACAUGUCACACUGACAACACACGCUUGACAUGUUCUCACUGUGACAAAACUUUUAGUUACCGUGGUAAUCUGAAAGUACACCUGAGAAUACACACUGGAGAAAACCCAUUUUCUUGUUCAAUCUGCGGUAAAAGAUUUGGACAAAAAAAAAUGUUGAAUUUACACAUGAAAACACACACUGCAGAAAAACCUUUUUCAUGUUCAGUAUGUGGUAAAGGUUUUGUACAAAGAAGUGAUCUGAAAGUACACAUGAGAAUUCACACCGGAGAAAAACCGUUUUCCUGCUCAGAAUGUAAUGCAUGUUUUAAACAAAGUGGUAAUUUGAUAGUACACAUGAGAAAACACACGGGAGAAAAACCUUUUUCAUGUUCAGAAUGUGGUAAGGGUUUUAUAGAAGGUGGUACGUUGAAAACACACAUGCUAAAACACACGGGAGAAAAACCUUUUUCAUGUUCAGAGUGUGGUAAAGGUUUUACAAAAAGUAGUGAGUUGGGAGUACAUGUGAGAACACACACUGGAGACAAACCAUUCAUGUGCUCAAUUUGUAGUAAAAGAUUCACCCAGAAGACAAAUUUGGUAAGACACACACGAAUACACACUGGAGAAAAACCAUUCAUGUGCUCAAUUUGUAGUAAAAGAUUCACACAGAAGGCAAAUUUGAUCGUGCACACAAAAAAUACACACUGGUGAAAAACUUUUUACUGUUCAGUAUGUGGUAAAGGUUUUACACAAAGGCACUGUUUUAAUGUACACAUGAGAAAUCUGCAAAGACUCCUCCCACCCCCACCAAGGACUGUUUUCACUGCUGGACUCUAGAAAGAGGUUCCGCAGCCUCCGAAGCAGAACCUCCAGGUUCUGUAACAGCUUCUUCCCUCAGGCCGUAAGACUCUUAAACGCAUCAUAAUUAAAUUAUCCCCUCAACUCCCCACAAAAUGGAUUAACUCGCUGGAAUAAAAAAGACAAUAUAACAUAUAUCCAUAAACGUGGACGCAUGUGAAAAAGUGCAAUAUAUGUAUCUGUACACUAAUCUAUUUAUUUAUUUAUAUAUAUUAUAUAUAUUUAUUUUAUAUAUAUUAUAUAUAAUAUUUAUAUUUAUUUAUUUAUUUAUAUAUGCACCUUAUUGCUUUUUUAUCCUGCACUACCAUGAGCUUAUUAAUGAAAUUUCGUUCUUAUCUGUGCUGUAAAGUUCAAAUUUGAAUGACAAUAAAAAGGAAGUCUAAGUCUAA
This is a messenger RNA of Nerophis lumbriciformis (worm pipefish), 2381 nucleotides long. RefSeq lists its product as uncharacterized. Gene Ontology annotation, cellular component: nucleus. The record is from RefSeq and is a predicted model, not a curated record. NCBI's taxonomy places the organism in Eukaryota, Metazoa, Chordata, Actinopteri, Syngnathiformes, Syngnathidae. Gene Ontology annotation, biological process: embryo development; regulation of transcription by RNA polymerase II. Gene Ontology annotation, molecular function: RNA polymerase II transcription regulatory region sequence-specific DNA binding; DNA-binding transcription factor activity, RNA polymerase II-specific.